Messenger RNA from Aspergillus novofumigatus IBT 16806, 6523 nucleotides. RefSeq lists its product as uncharacterized. The coding region runs from base 470 to 6523 and encodes 2017 amino acids. Lineage: Eukaryota; Fungi; Ascomycota; Eurotiomycetes; Eurotiales; Aspergillaceae. The transcript has 4 exons. Gene Ontology annotation, cellular component: cytoplasm. Gene Ontology annotation, biological process: amino acid activation for nonribosomal peptide biosynthetic process; alkaloid metabolic process; secondary metabolite biosynthetic process. Gene Ontology annotation, molecular function: phosphopantetheine binding; transferase activity, transferring alkyl or aryl (other than methyl) groups. The record is from RefSeq and is a predicted model, not a curated record.
CAUCUGAUUUCGCUUCCGUGCCCGCCGGAUACGAAUGAAGGGGGAUUCUGUGCGGCAGUCCACGCCAUAUCUCCGGGGAAUGCUUCAGUGGGGCAAAUCUCCACAUCCCAAGUCUCGUUGUUCUGCCCCUCCUCCCCUCCUUUUGCUGAUGAUUCCUGUCUGUCUGGAUUCUGCAAUGUUGCCUUAUCCUUGCCACAGAAUACCAAGGCGAGUCGCAGGUGGGCAGUUCAGUUCACCGCUUCUAGAGCAUAUUAUGCCUUAACUGAAGAGGAGGAUGGAUACUUAUAAUGGCGUGCAUGCAUCCCGUCUGAUAAACCUCAUUCUAGACUCGUAUUUGGUCUAUUUUGACUUCCACAUACAGGGCUCUAGACAACCAGAAUGACAGUGUCGUCGACCGCCGCCCGCCCAGGCACCUGCGCCCUGUGCUGAAGUGGGACCCGACCUGCCAUAUCGCACUCUCAGCAGAUCAAUGAUAUUCGCCAACCUGGAUCAGCAUCAAUACUGGCAUCAGGUUGGGCCAAUGCUUGGCAAGAUGCUCGUGGAUGGGAAAUACAGCAUCCACCACCAACACGAGUACCUGUCGCUCUUUGCCCACCUGAUCAUCCCCAGGCUGGGGCCCUUCCCCAGCCCUGGGAGAGACAUCUACAUGUGUCUCCUUGGCGGUAUCGGAUCCAUCGAGCUCAGCCGGAAUUUCCAGAGACUCGGCUCAACGGCUCGGCUCGCCUUCGAGCCCACGAGUUAUCUCGCCAGCACGGAUGCCGACCCAUUCAACCGCCACGCCGUCCACGCCACCCUGGCCGAGCUGCGAAUGACCGGCUCGGCCACCGUCGACCUGGAGCUGCAUCACACGCUCGCCGCCGACCUGACGCUGACGGACCGCGAUGAGCAGCUCCUGACCGCGGAGCUUGCCAAGACGAACUGGAAGACCCAAAUUCUGCUCGCCCUGGACCUGACCAAGACGGGCAUCACCGUGAAGGAGUACUUCUACCCGGUGAUCAAGGCCGCUGCGACGGGCCGCUCCGUCGCCGAGCUAUGCUUUUCCGCCAUCCGCAAGGUAGACGUGCAGGGCCGGCUCGCGGCGCCCUGUAAAGCGAUCGAAGCCCACAUGCAGCGGCAGACCCAGACAGACCUCCACUUCCUAUCUGUUGAUCUGGUCGACCCCGGCACGACGCGCUUCAAACUGUACCUGAUGGAACUAGAGGUGACGCUCGCCAAGGUCGAGGAGCACUGGACGCUUGGGGGCACGCUCACGGACGAGGAGACGAUGCGUGGUCUGCAGAUGAUCCGCGAGCUAUGGGUCGAUCUUGGAAUCGUCGACGGCAAGCGAGCUGAACCCCAGCGGCCAUCGCUCCCCGGUGACCCUCUGAGCAUUGUGCCGUUCUUUAUGAACUACGAGAUGACCCCGGGGCAGCCUCUGCCCAAGCCUAAAUUCUACUUCCCCCUCAUCGGCAUCCCCGAGCUCAAGAUCGCGAAUGUGCUGGCAGCCUUCUUUGAGCGUCAUGGCAUGCAUGACCUGGCUACCGCCUACUCGGAGACUCUGCAAUCAUACUACCCUGGAGAGGACUUGGCUAUUGCAACAGACCGCCAGGCAUGGUUGUCUGUCUCGUACACCGAGGAGAAAGGGCCGUACCUGACCAUUGGAUUUCUCAGGUACCUCCACAAAGAGGAAAGUAUUCGCGCUCUCUUUGCCGAGGUGUUGGCGCGUCCCGAAAAAGAUGUUAGCGCUCACGAUGGCUUCUACGAUCUGGGAGGAAAUUCCUUGGCCGCCAUCGAGCUGGUGGCGCGAGCCCGGGACAGAGGUCUGGAGAUCACGGUGGCCGAUGUGAUCCGUCUUCAGACAGUUCAACAGAUCGCCGGAUGUGCCGUAGCGAAUAGGGACGUGCACACGAUUGCGGCAUUCGCCCUCCUCGAGGAUGUGGAACAGAGCCUAUCCACUGCAGCGGCCCAGUGCCGCGUCAGAAGAGACAUGAUUGAGGAUAUGUAUGCCUGCACACCGUUGCAAGCAGGCCUCGUGUAUCUGUCCAUCAAAAACCCCGGAUCGUUUGUGAGCACCUACCGAUUUUCCUUCACACCUUCAGUGGACUUGGAUCGCUUCCAGGGGGCAUGGAAGCGGACUUAUCUCGCACAUCCCAUGCUACGAACGUGCGUUGUGCAGCUCCAGGACGGUCAACUGCUUCAAGUAGUCAUCAAAGCCAAAGCCUUGAGCACCAGCUCCUACGCCACGGAUAAUGCUGAGACCAUGGCAUUGGGGCGCCCUCUCACCCGCUGGGAAGUGCGUCAUGCGCGAGGCAGUAAGCCGGCCGUCUUCACGCUGACAAUGCAUCAUGCCGUUUUCGACGGGUGGUCCUUCAUACAGGUGCUCGACGAUUUGCAGAACGUUUAUGAUGGCCACGCGCUCCCGUCACGGCCAUCAUUCAACCGAGUGAUCGACUAUAUCUCAAGGCUGGACAUGUCUGCAGCCUAUCGGUUCUGGUCACAGGAAUUCACCGGCCUGCGAGCCACGGUCUUCCCGGACUCUUGCAAUCGAUCAUCGGUGGUCUCACCGCGGCCAUCGUCAAGGAGCCAUCGGAUUCCCCUUGCCACUGCAGAUAAAGACUGGACACUCGCCAAUAAGAUCAAACUAGCAUGGGCCCUGGUCGUCUCCGCCCAAACCUGUUCGAACGAUGUCGUCUAUGGAUUGACGGUAUCAGGCCGGAAUGCUCCAGUUCCAGGCAUUGACUGUAUUGCUGGGCCGACGAUUGCCACGUUCCCCUUCCGCACGCAGCUUGAUCCACAUUCAUCCGUUGAAGAUAUGUUGUUAAGGCUACGCGAGCACGACGUCGCCAUCAUACCGUUCGAACAUACUGGUCUCGCUCGCAUCAGCGAAGCUAGCCCGGAGGCCGCCUUGGCCUGCCGCUUCCAGAAUCUCCUCACAAUCCGACUAAGUUCGGUGCAGAGCCCUUCUGCCAUACUAACCAAUCUCCCAGAGAAUGAGCACCAGGAACUGCUGUUUGCCUCGUAUCCUUUGUCCCUCGUGGCCCAACAGCGAGCCGAAUCGCUUGAGAUCAAGGCUUUCUUUGAUAGCACCGUCCUGGAUACGAAUCGGGUGCAAAUGCUAUUGGACGAAUUCGCAACAGCUCUGCAACGCAUUCUUCGCGAUCCCGGGACACAGAUGGGGCAACUGAUGACCCAGAAUCCUCCAGAUUGGCACCAGUUGGCGGUAUGGAAUCGGAAGGACAACCCAGAACGUCUAAGGUGCAUGCAUGAGGUAAUUAUGGACUUCUGCCUUACACAGCCCGAUGCAGAAGCUGUGAGCGCAUGGGAUGGCUCGCUCAAGUAUCUUGAACUCCUCUCGUUGUCGCGUGGGGUUGCGGGCCAUCUUCAGUCUCGCGGGUGUUGUCGAGGGACGGUCAUUGGGAUCUGCAUGGAGCGGUCCAAGUGGUUCCCUGUCGCGAUAUUGGGCGUGCUCAUGUCUGGCGCAGCUAUGGUCUUGUUGGAGCCCAAUUUUCCUAUCCCCCGAUUGCAGCAAAUCGUUCAGGAUGCUGAUGCACGAGUGGUAAUCUGCUCCCCGGCGCUUCAAGACAAAUGCAGGAAAAUUGUGGACAGUACCGUGACCCUUACGUCGGAUAUCGUCCUCGCUGAUUACUGUUCUUGGAGCCCAUCCUCGGUGACACCGCAGGAUCCAAUGUAUGUUGCCUUUACAUCUGGGUCAACAGGUACCCCCAAAGGUGUUGUGAUAGAGCAUGGCAUGGUCUAUUCAGUAGUUCAUGGGCACAAAGACGUCAUUUCCGUGUCAAACACCUCCCGAGGCUUGCUGUUCGCAUCGCCCGCUUUUGACAUUUGUCUGGCUGAGGUGAUGUUCAUGCUCGCUGCAGGGGGCUGCGUCUGUAUUCCCUCCGAAGACCAGCGGAUGAACAAGCUGGCGGGCGCCAUGACAGAUAUGAGGGUUAAUAUUGCCAUGCUGACCCCUUCCGUGGCUCGGACUAUUUCUCCAGCGGAAGUUCCAUGCCUACAGACACUCGUUCUUGGAGGAGAAGCGCCUUCGGUGACUGACUUGGCUACGUGGGCGUCCCAGGUGCGGCUGCAUCAGUCCUACGGGCCUGCAGAAUGCACCAUGUACACAACUACCACGGGACCGUUGUCCCCGGCUUCUGACCCCAGUAAUGUUGGAUCUUGCCCUAACGCAUCGUGCUGGAUUGUGAAUCCCGACAACCACCAUCAGCUCCAGCCCGUGGGUUCAGUGGGAGAGCUUCUCAUCGGCGGACCCAUUGUCGGCAGAGGGUACAAGAAAAGAACUGCAGAAACCGAGGCAGCUUUUAUUCGCAAUCCAUCCUGGUGUGUGAAAUUCCCCUUUCUGCAGGGACAUCGGUUCUACAAGACAGGGGAUCUGGCCGUCUUUCGACCCGACGGGAGUCUGAGUUUGGUCGGUCGAAAAGACGCGCAGAUCGAGCUGCAUGGGCAACGUAUCGAGCUACACGAAAUUGAGCAUUGUGCCGAGCAAUACGAGCAACAAACCGCAGCUAUCGCUGGGCUUGUCACGCCCCGAGAGAUCGCAGAACCCAGAUUGGUCCUGUUCGUCUAUAACCCUAAGCAAGUGGACACCACAAGCGGUCACUUCCCCAACCAUGUACGUCAAGAGCUCUUUGUUCCGCCGUCAAGCGAGAUUCUGUCCCGAUUACAAGGCCUCAAAAUGCACCUGAGCCAGCACCUUCCGUCAUUCAUGGUACCCUCGCUGCUUAUCCCUCUGUCACGUCUCCCACUCAGUCCUAGUGGCAAAGCGGACCGCAAGAAAAUGCGAGAGGAAGCAGGGAAUCUGACGAGAGAGAUAGUGACGGAGUAUCUCGGCCAUGCAGCAUCGCACAAAAGGCAACCGAUCACCGAGCAGGAACGUUUUGUGCGAGCCAAUUUCGCCAAGGUCCUUUCAUUAGACGAGGAGUCCAUUGGAGUGGACGAUGACUUUUUUGCUCUGGAAGGUGAUUCUAUCUCCGCCAUACAACUGCUCACUCUGUGUCGAAAAGGGAAUUUGGCUCUCUCCAUGCUAGACUUUCUCUCUUACAACACGGUGUCUCUGUUCUGUGAACAUGCUUGCUCGACCUAUGGUGAAUCCGUGGCUCUUUUGAAGAAGCAAUCUCAUGAAGCCUCUGCUCCGCGAGAUACCACUUCCAAGGCAGAUGGUCCCCUGGUUGAAUUCCCGGAAGCGGAGAUGCAGUUGAUUCAGUCCCUAUUGAACGUGGCAAAUAUCAACGAUAUCGAGGAUGUGUACUCCUGCUCUGAUGCGCACGCCGGGGUGCUCGAACUCUACACACCCAACUACUCGAGCACUGCCAUCUUUGAAAUUCGCACACGCAAGGCAGUCACCCUAUCGCAGGUGGUUGCUGCAUGGAAUGGAUUGGUGCAGCACCAUGCCGCCUUACGGACAAUCGUCCUGCACGUUCCUAAUCUGCAUGUGGGAUAUCUCCAUGUCGUCCUUAGGCGGGUAUCGGCAGAUGUUGUGAUCCUUCCCCGAAGCCAGAAUGUGCGUCAAGAAGUUGAGAAGCUGGAGCCCGUGUGGUCCUGGGAGGCCACACCACCUCACCGCUUGGUUGUUGGCCAAGAGGACGAUGGAACGGUCCUAUUAAGGCUGGAUACGGGUCGUGCGCUCAUCGACGCCAUAUCCAUGGCGAUUCUGCUAGAAGGUUUCUGUCUCGCGCUCCGCGGUAGUUUCUCUGCUAGCAAAGAGACCCCGUACCGCCAAUAUCUGACUUACCUACGUGGCCAGUCGCGCGAAGAGGCGCUGCAGUUCUGGAAACAAACGCUGUCCGAAACUCGGCCAUGUAACCUUCCCAGAGUCCCAUCUGAAUUGCAUCCGCCAUGCAGAUCCCGUCCAUGCAAGGCUCGGCCCCUGCGUCGCAGUUUGCGAGUCGAGCAGUUCAAUCGGCUCACCUCCUUCUGGCGAUCCAACCAUGUCACUCUCACCAACAUAUUCCAGCUGGCAUGGGCUUUGACCCUUCAGCAUUACACAAAGUCCCGCGACGUUUGCUUUGGAACGGUUAUCUCAGGUCGGGACAUUCCCUUACCUGCCAUCUGGCAGAUGGUCGGCACCUUUUUUAAUGUCGUUCCCUGCCGGUUUAUCCUUGAGCCCGCGAGCACAGUGCUUGAUACUCUGAGACAAAACCAGGAGGAGAUGCAACGUCGGAAUGAGCACCAGCACUGCUCAAUGCCAGCAGCUGUCCGCCAGGCUGGGAUAGUAGGGGUUGCCGGGCUGCAGCAGCUGUUUAACACAGUCUUGGCCGUGCAAAAUGUAUUUGGGGUAGGAUCUUCGAGAGACAAAGGUAACGGCGACGAGAUUGUCAUGAAACUCGUCGAGUUGGAGGAUGCGACGGAGUAUGACUUUUGUGUGGCUGUCCUCCUCUCACCGUCCCAGAUUGACGUCGAGCUCCGCUACUGGGCAUCAAGCGCGUCCGAAGAUUAUGCUUCUCGCAUUCUGAAAUGCUUCCUGCAUCAUCUUGAGGAGAUCCUCCACCACGUCUCGGAGCCACUAAGUGCUAUCGCCGGUUUCGAAUAA